Messenger RNA from Apaloderma vittatum (bar-tailed trogon), 1521 nucleotides. Its product is annotated as inositol hexakisphosphate and diphosphoinositol-pentakisphosphate kinase 1-like. The annotation marks the transcript as partial. The transcript has 7 exons. The record is from RefSeq and is a predicted model, not a curated record. Lineage: Eukaryota; Metazoa; Chordata; Aves; Trogoniformes; Trogonidae.
GUGCCCUCGCUGCAGAACGAGGACAAGAAAGCAGACCAAGGCAGCCUGGAGGACCUCUCCAAGGAGAAGGGCGUCGAGGAGCCAGACCGCGUGCAGCAAAAGUCUCCGCAGCCUUCCGAGCCUGUCAGCAUUCAGCGGAGGUCUCCUCUCAUCAGGAACCGGAAGACGGGAUCCAUGGAGGUGCUAUCUGAAUCUUCUUCCAAAUCAGGAGGUUAUCGCCUCUUCAGCACUUACUCCAGGCAGUCUUCUGAGAUGAAGCAAAGUGGCUUAGGGUCACAAUGCACCGGCCUGUUUAGCACCACUGUGCUGGGAGGCUCCUCCAGUGCCCCCAACCUCCAGGACUACGCUCGCAGCCAUGGCAAAAAGUUUGCCAGCAGCCUGACAUACAAAGACGAUGCGUUUGAGCACCAGCACGUUGCCCAGUUGCUGCGCCGUUUUUCCUCUGACUAUGCCACGAGCCGGAACAUCUCCCUGGAUGCCACUCUAGCCCAUCACCUCCAGCACUGCUCCUACCACCUGCGCCUCUUCAGGAGCUGGCUGAUCUCAGGGCAGGAUGACUUGGAGUGUCUUUACGGUUUUGAAGGCUGUUCCAUGGUUCCCACCAUUUAUCCCCUGGAGACCCUGCACAACUCCCUCUCUUUGCGACAGGUCAACGAGUUCCUGACAGCUGUGUGCAGGAGUUGCAGCGAAUCGCAUGUCCAGUCUACUGCAGCUUUGUUUGAUUCAAUGAUUGGCAGCCAGAUACCAGGAGACCCUUUUAUGUCCCAGCGAAUCCUGUCAUCAUCCUCUUUGCCGUUGCGCCAGCGUUCGGAUAAACCCCCUUGGUACAGCAGUGGCCCUUCCAGUACUGUCUCCAGUGCAGGCCCAUCCUCCCCAACCUCUGUGGACAACUGUGCUCGUUUCAGCUUCACUGAGAAACUGUCCAUCAGUCCCCCCAAAAGCGAGGAGCAGCUGACUAGCCAGUCCCCUGAGCAAGAAGAGGGGGAGCCACCAGACAGACGCCUCGAUGUGGAGGUGGGGACGUCGGGGUUGUCGGUGGCAGAGCCAAGGGCCCUGGACGCCCUGACCUGGAAUAAGGGCCCGGAGCCAGACAACAGCCUGGAGCCCGGCAAGAAGCAGCUGGUGGAGGAGGACUCUAACCCAGAGGAGAAGAGCAUGGUGGAGCUGGAUGAAGAAGAAUCAUCUGGGGAAAUGCUAGAACCAAGUAACACAGGGAACCCAGGGUGUGGUGCAGGGUCUGAUAUAAGGCUGGCUGGGCAGAGAGAGAAGCCGGGUGACGGAUAUAUGGGGGAAAUGACUGGCCUGGAUCAGUCAGGGCUCUCCAAGGAGAUCUUGGUGUCCUGCAAAGAGGAGCUGCUGGGAGAGGUGUUGGACCCAGAGCAUCUGGGCAAAGAGCUGCUGGGGGACAAUGCUCUGCCAGGCCAGCUUCUGUUGGGUCGCCCGUGCCGGGUGCAGCCAUUGCCUCCUGAGAAAAGUGUGGAGGAGCUGCAGCCACUGUGUCCAGAGGGUCAACAGAAUUAG